ACCUUAUCGCGUCUGCUGCCUGACCCUGCACUUCAUCAACCACCGUUGCACACAGCAUCCAUCCACACCUUCGCUUUCACUCACUCACCGGAUCUUGUGCUGGCACGAUCCACACUCACAACGCGCGUCGCCUCUCUCGACACAUGCAUUGUUCACUCGACACAAUUCCGACUGCAUAUCAGCCUCCGAUCUGAUCUCGCGACGAACUGACAUCACUCACUUCGCUCCCUGACAACACCCCUUUCGAUCAUGCCCUUUCCGACACGGCUCCUGCUGGCCGCAGCGCUACCUCAAGCUCUGGCUGGAGGCCACGAGGAGAGCGCGAGCGAAAAGGCCGCCGCCCUCGUCAAUGACAAGAUCGUCAAGUAUAUUGGCUGGACCUGGGCAUGCAUUAUUGGCACUCUGCUCGUCUAUCGCUGGACCCUCAACCUUUUGCAACACGUUCGUCGACUUGCCAACUUGAAUCAUGGCACCUCGAGUGACGGCCGACAACGCUACUUCAGCAUACCUGACGAGACCUGGGCCAAGAUCAAACGUCACUUCAUCGUUGCUCCACUGUUCAGGCGACGGCACAAUCGCGAAUUCCGAAUGUCAGCAGCCAUCAAUAUCGGCACUCUUCCAGGCCGCAUGCAAUCAUUCUGGCUGAUUGGAUAUUUUGCCCUCAACGUCACCUUCACAGUUUGGAACAUCGACUGGCACGGCGAAGAAAAGUACUCCAUCGGCCUGAGCCGCACUGGAAUCCUUGCAACUGUCAACAUGGUGCCUCUCUUCCUUCUUGCUGGCCGCAAUAACCCCAUGGUCUGGCUUUUUGGAAUCUCCUUCGACAACCUCAACAUGAUUCACCGAUGGAUUGGACGCAUCGUGGUCUUUGAAGCCACUGCGCACGCCGCUUUCUGGUUCGGCGGAAAGGUUGCAAGCAUGGGUGCAGAAAAGGCGUACAAGGUCAUCGCAUCAGCAAUGGCCUCGAGCACAUUCAUCCUCACUGGAACCAUUGGAUUUUGUGCAUUCGGUGCGAUCCUACUCCAGUCACCUUCCAUCGUCCGCCACGCCUUCUACGAGACCUUUCUGCACGUACACAUUGCACUGGCAAUCACCGCUGUGGUCGCUGUCUGGAUGCAUCUGCAGGGCAUGGCCGCUCAAUUGAUACUUGCGGGAGCUUUGAUCUGCUGGAUUUUUGACCGGCUGGCUAGAGUCUACCUCAUCGUCCGAUACAACUUCAGCAGAAAAGGCCGAACCAAGGCCGAGAUCGAGGCUCUUCCUGGCGACGCCAUUCGCGUCACUCUUCGCAUGGCCAAGAUGUGGAAGUUCAGGCCCGGACAACACAUCUACCUAUACAUUCCGAGCAUUGGAAUGUGGACUAGUCAUCCGUUUUCGCUGGCUUGGAGCGAGGAGAGCGCUGACCUGGCAACCGAGAAGGGGCUUCCAAUGUCGAGACAGGAUAUAUUCGCAGCGAAGACGACAUCAGUCUCUCUGAUCAUCAGACGACGAACUGGCUUUACCGAUACGCUCUACAAGAAGGCUGAGUCAUCCACAGCCGGUCCCAUGGUGACGACCGCGUACGUUGAGGGACCGUAUGGCCAUGAGAGCUUCCAGUCAUACGGCACGGUGAUGCUGUUUGCUGCUGGUGUCGGAAUCACCCAUCAAGUACCCCACGUGCGCGAUCUCGUCGCCGGCUACUCAAAUGGCACGUGCGCCACGCGAAAGGUCGUCCUCGUAUGGAUCAUCCAAAGUCCUGAGCAUCUCGAAUGGAUCCGUCCCUGGAUGACACAGAUUUUGGGCAUGGACAAACGUCGUGACAUCCUCAAGAUUCUGCUCUUCGUCACCCGACCGAGAAGUACAAAAGAAAUCCACUCACCUAGCGCGUCGGUGCAGAUGUUCCCUGGCAAGCCGGACGUUGGCGCUCUGAUCACCAAAGAGCAGGAGCACCAGGUCGGAGCUAUGGCCAUCAGCGUAUGUGGUGUUGGUAGCCUGGCUGAUGAUGUGAGGAGAGGCAUGAGAGACCGCUGCGAGCAUACCGAGAUUGACUUUUUCGAGGAGGCAUUCUCGUGGUAAACCUCGUGACGAGCCCAAACCUCGUGACGAGAUGAGUUGGGUAGAAUUGCAUGACGGAAUUGACGCUGCGCCUUCGAACGAACUUUUUUUCCUAGGUGCUGGCGCCACGCAUUAAGGACUUUCUUUUCCGGAUCAGACCCAGUGUACAUUAUCAUAGCAAGCGUUUUCGCGGUUUUUGUCGUCACACGACUGAUCGUCAACAGGACGCGAUAGAGAAGUGAAUGAAAUGAGCAGGUUC
This is a messenger RNA of Pseudocercospora fijiensis CIRAD86, 2290 nucleotides long. RefSeq lists its product as uncharacterized. Gene Ontology annotation, molecular function: ferric-chelate reductase activity. Gene Ontology annotation, biological process: copper ion import; intracellular iron ion homeostasis; iron ion transport. The transcript has a single exon. Lineage: Eukaryota; Fungi; Ascomycota; Dothideomycetes; Mycosphaerellales; Mycosphaerellaceae. The coding region runs from base 250 to 2052 and encodes 600 amino acids. Gene Ontology annotation, cellular component: plasma membrane. The record is from RefSeq and is a predicted model, not a curated record.